AUGGCCGUCAUUGCACAACAGGAAUCGCAUCACCACUCGCUGGCGAAUGCCUCCACCUGCUCAAAUAGUUCGGAAGACGAAAACAUUCCGAAAGGUCUUGUUUCCUGGCGCGACGCAGUAGAACGAUCGGUCACUACCGCCCAGCUGUCGAUGGCUUUGUACGUGCUCGAGUCGUGCGUCGCGUGGGACAAGAGCAUCAUGAAGGCCACCUUUGACCAACAUCUGAACGCUGAGAUGACUGCACUCUGUCCGCUGACUGCUAGUUCAAAAUCUGACCUUUCCCAUGAUCCUAAUGCUUGGCAGCGUUCCAUUCACUAUAGGAGUUCUACUAACCAGCUAAAACAACUAAUCAACUCAUCAUGUGCCGCUGGCAGCCAAAAGCACCAAGCAGGGAUCGCUGAAGAACCGCUCGAAACCAAUUCCGUGUUCUAA
Armigeres subalbatus is the source of this 432-nucleotide messenger RNA. RefSeq lists its product as uncharacterized. The transcript is spliced from 3 exons. The record is from RefSeq and is a predicted model, not a curated record. Gene Ontology annotation, cellular component: chromatin. Bases 1 to 432 code for a protein of 143 amino acids. NCBI's taxonomy places the organism in Eukaryota, Metazoa, Arthropoda, Insecta, Diptera, Culicidae.